AUGGUUUUACGUGGUAUGAGAGGAGGGUACCAUACUCGCGGUGGUAGUACGCGAGGCACCGGUCGAAGCUCGUACCAUGGCGGAAGUGGUUACCAUUCGAACCACAACAGCAGCAGCUAUGACAACAGGAACGACACGCGAAACAGUCGGUAUAGCAGCAGCGGCGGUGGCGGCGGCUAUGAUUCCCGAAACUCGCGGUAUGAUUCCGACUCAAGGUACUCGCGGCAUGACAGCCGCAAUGACGGCUACAAGCGAUCCAACUCGUCGAAGUACGAGGAUAAUCGCGACCGCCGUUCGCCGGACCGCAAGCGCCCACGAAGCGAACACAACACGCAGGGAGGAAGCUCGAGGCGCGACUAUAGCAGCAGCAGUACCAGCGGCGUUGGAGGUCGUGGCGCAUCAUCAUCCAGCCGUUACCACGAGGGAGGCAGCUCCAGCUCGUCGUAUGACAAGCGGGGCAGCAACGAUCAUCACUCCUCGACGUCGACUGGCGGAGACGGAGGCAGCAGCUCCAGCCGGAACAAGUUCGAUCAUCAUCGUAGCAGCAGCAGCGCCAGUCGCAGCCACGGUGGUGGCGGCGAUUCCGGUAGUUCUUACAGGUCUAGGGACAACCACUCUUCCAGCAUGGGACCGCCACGGUCGGUGGCGAUGCGGACUAACAACACCAGCACCGGGCGUUCGAUGAUGCGCCCCCCAAUGGGUGGGAGCAAUCGACCGCUCGGUAUGGGCGGUAGUUCGUACAUGGGUGGCGGAGGACUUCAUCGCCGGGGAACUACUAUGCGGGGACGAAUCUCGCACUACCGCUCCGAUGGACGGCGUGGCAUGCUGCCGUCGCGCAUGAUCGGCGCGCACCAUCGGCGAACGGAUAUGCGGCCGAUGACUAUGCACAACCGUCGGUUCCCUUCCAUCAGGGGCCGUGGGGACAUCCGCAGUCGCAUCAUGAGUGGCGGUAGUGACAUGGGAUCGAAGCGUUCGAUGGACAGCACCGUAAAGAUAUCCAAAAAAACUCUCAUCAAGCGUGCCCUGCAGGCAGCUAAGGAUGGAUACGAGGAAUCUCCAUCCGACAAUGAAGACGACGACGAUGAGGACGAUGAUGGGGAUGAUGUCGAUGCGGAACCAUCGCGAGCCAAAAAGGCUAAGAAAACUGACGCGAGCCUCGCAGAUGAUGACGAUCAUAUUAAAAAGGAAAAGGAAGAAAUGUGGGAUGACGACGACGACGAUGAAGAUGUAAAGCCAAAAUCAACCCGUAACGAUGACGAUCGUGACGAUGAUGACGACGACGCAAACACAACCGGCGCUACAGCCGAUGAAGGAGACGUGGAAAAAGAAGACGUAAAAGUGCAAAGCGUGAUUAAGAAGAAAGUAAUCAAAAAGGAGGACGCGAAGGACAAAUCCGAGGAUCGUAAGACAUCGGACGAAAACGACCAGAAGCGUUCGACAAAGAUCAACACCAAGUACCGCACGUCGACAUUUAUUAAGCUGACGUGCGUCCACUGCAAAUUGAAGUGUGUCACCUUCAAGGAAUAUCAAAUGCAUCUGUACGAUCAUUCACACAAGAAGAGAAUGCGACAGCUUGCGAUCAAGUGUCGCGAGCGCCUGCUCGAAAUGCGUGCCGCGCAACGUAACGCCCAGAAGGACGAAGACGAAAAGUCCGAGGAGGCUGCUGGUGGCGAGGAUGGUAAGCAAACGCAGCGAGCGGCGUUCUGUAUGCUGUGUCGCUUAAAUUACCGUCAGCCAAGGGCCAUCCAUCAGCAGUCUGAAGGGCAUAAACAGAUGAAGAAAUUCCUGAUGCCCUUCUGUAGCGUUUGCAACAUCGGCUUCAAGAGCCCGAUGGCGUACGAAACUCACCGUGCGUCGCUAGAUCAUCUGAAGAUAAAGGCCCGUGUCGAGCGGUACGCCUCCUCGACGAAGGGUGACGAUUCUGGAGAGGACACGCCAGCCGAUGCAGGUGAUCUGGUCGACAUGGACAAUCUGACCAUCGUCGAUGAGGUCGGUAAGGUGGAUGAGAUUUGUGAAUCGGCCGUUGGUGGUGAUGGGUCCUUCAAGAAGCGUACCUAUUGGGAUGGUGCGCGUGCAGGCACCGAAGACGAUGAUGAUGAGGACGACGAUGAUGAUGACGAUGACGACGAAACGCAGAUGAUCAUUGGUGAGGAGCACGUAAAGAAGGUACAGGUGCAAUACUGCGAUCUGUGUAAUAUGUACCUGCCGCGGCGAUCGGACAUCCAAGAGAAGAUGCUGCGCGAUCACUGCAAGAAACGAUCCCACCUGAAGUUGUACAUUCGUUUCCGAAACGACAAGAAGCUGCGCGAGCAGGCAGAGCGCAUCCACAAGAAAAAGCUCAAGGGAGACAAGGAAGCGGCUAGUGGAAAGAAGGGGGAUGACAAGAAGACCACCGAUGCAGGUAAUUCCACCGGAGGAUCUGCCGAAACUAAGACAUCAGAUGUUCCCGGCGGAGGCUCAACGAAAUCCGGAACUGGCGGCGAAGCUGGCAAUACGGAGAAAAAAUUUGACGGCUCCACAGGGGCAGAAUCUAAAUCAUCUACCGGUGCCAAUUCCGCUGGUGCCGGCACUGCAUUGCACGAUGCCGACUCUUCCGAGGCAAAUUUAUCGCUGGAUGGAAGCUCCAAUUUGGCCUCAAUCAGCGGCCCUGAUGGUUCCGGAGCACUGACAGAUGACGUCGAUAAGCUGAUGUGGCAGGUAGUGGACAACGACGAUCUGGGAGAUCUGCUUCGUGACGUGCAGGACGAUGUCGAAGAGGAGGACGACGACAAGACAAACCUAGAGCGCUAUGACAAGUUCCGACACACGGAAAAAAACGGACUUGAACAGAGAUCUGACGCGGCUGGUGGUGAUGGCGGCGAGGAAGAUUGCGGCACCGGCAAAACCACCUCAAGUCAGGGGAAGAAAGCAACAUCCGCAAAUGGUGGCGAAACCGCUGCAAAUGGUGACACGGGAAAGGAAACGAAAUCGGUUGUAGGCUAGACAAGACCGACCCGAAAUGUUCUUUCCCAGAUAUUUGUCAUGUAAGGACCACGCGUGUGUUUGUGUGUAUGGUAGAGCAGAAGAUUGAGCCGCAUUGUUCCACAACUAGGAUGUAACGAAGCAUUAGACGUUCGGAUUUGUUUUAGCGUAUGAUUAUUCUUGAGCACCAUAUGAUUUGACUUCAGAUCGUCCCACAAUGUCCACGAUGUCCAAACAAAGAAUAUUAAUUGCACCCCAGUAUAUUAAUGCAACAGCAGGACGCUUUAUCUAAGUAAGGGCUGAUCGGAAAUGGCCAUGGACGUAACAUUUAUUUAAUGAGUUUUUUUUCCCGACGGCUGAUGCAUUUGAUCAAUUUUUCAAAUCAAUUAUAAUUGAAGAGAGACAACAGCUAUUAACAAAUUAAUGUUCAGAAAUGUUCAGCGAGAAUCUAAUUCUGUUCAGCGAGAAAUUAAUGUCCAGAAAUGUUCAGCGAGAGAACACCAUAACUAGCAGGGUACGGACUCCGAAAAGAUGUAGAUGGCAAUGCAAAAGGUAUUCAAAGGGAAAUUAUUCAUUUUCAUUGAAUAUGAUUACCAACAACUACACGUUUAUUUUACGGAAUUGUUGAAGAAUUAUUACUUGCAGUGGUUUGAAGUAGAACUACAUCAUAUUAACUGACUCAAAUAUACUGAAAAAUA
Molecule: messenger RNA, 3659 nt
Organism: Anopheles nili
Lineage: Eukaryota; Metazoa; Arthropoda; Insecta; Diptera; Culicidae
Exons: 7
Coding region: 1-2982 (993 amino acids)
Source: RefSeq, a predicted model, not a curated record